Aspergillus melleus is the source of this 1131-nucleotide messenger RNA. RefSeq lists its product as uncharacterized. Gene Ontology annotation, molecular function: heme binding; monooxygenase activity; iron ion binding. The transcript is spliced from 2 exons. The record is from RefSeq and is a predicted model, not a curated record. The coding region runs from base 1 to 1131 and encodes 376 amino acids. Lineage: Eukaryota; Fungi; Ascomycota; Eurotiomycetes; Eurotiales; Aspergillaceae.
AUGGCCAUAGGGAUGGUACUGUCUGUUGUGCAGGAGAGCGUUGUCCAGUCACCCCUGCGGGCGUUGGCCGCUAUCUUCUUCACUGUCUCUUUGCUUUACACUAUCGCCAAUGAAUUCAUUCGCUCCUCUGCUAGGGUCCCGGGGAUUGGAGGGCCUCGUGGGGUACCGUUGAUUGGCAAUUUGAUUCAGAUCCGGCAGAAUGCAGCAGAACAAUACCGCAUAUGGUCGAAAGCGUAUGGUGCGGUCUAUCAAAUCCAACUUGGCAACAUUCCCGUCAUCGUUGUGAACUCGGCGGCGGCUGCGAAAGCUCUAUUUGGGCAGAAUGCCCAGGCGCUCAGCUCGAGGCCAGAGUUCUACACUUUCCACAAAAUUGUUUCUAACACGGCUGGUACUACCAUUGGCACUUCCCCAUACAGCGAGUCGUUAAAGCGACGCAGAAAAGGUGCUGCGUCGGCCCUGAAUCGACCUUCGGUCGAAUCUUAUGUCUCGCACUUAGACCUGGAGUCUAAAGCAUUCGUGGCGGAGCUUUCCAAGUAUGGGCACUCUGGAAAGAACCCGGUGGAUCCAAUGGCAAUGAUACAACGGCUCAGCCUAAGUCUAGCUCUGACCUUGAACUGGGGGACACGUGUGGCAUCCCGAGAAGAGAACCUUUUUGACGAGAUCACCCAUGUCGAAGAAGAAAUCAGCAAGUUCCGAAGUACCACAGGCAAUCUGCAAGACUAUAUCCCGCUUUUGCGUUUGAACCCAUUCAGCACCAAUUCACACAAGGCCAAGGAGAUGAGAGAUCGUCGUGACCGCUACCUCCACGGACUCAACCGUGACUUAGACGCCCGAAUCGAGAAAGGGGUCCAUAAGCCUUGCAUCCAAGCCAAUGUUAUCCUUGACAAAGAAGCCAAAUUGAGUCCAGACGAGCUCACCUCCAUCAGCUUAACCAUGCUUUCGGGGGGGCUUGACACUGUUACCACGCUCGUAGCCUGGAGUAUCGCUCUCCUCGCGAAACGACCAGACAUCCAAGAGAAGGCUACAGCGGCGAUUCAGGAGAUGUACGGACAGAAUCAACCAAUGUGCGACGCGGCGGACGACCAGAAAUGCGUCUUUGUUGCGGCCUUGGUGAAAGAAUGCCUCAGGUGA